This is a messenger RNA of Mus caroli (Ryukyu mouse), 2456 nucleotides long. RefSeq names its product ELOVL fatty acid elongase 7 (gene Elovl7). NCBI's taxonomy places the organism in Eukaryota, Metazoa, Chordata, Mammalia, Rodentia, Muridae. Gene Ontology annotation, molecular function: fatty acid elongase activity. Gene Ontology annotation, biological process: very long-chain fatty acid biosynthetic process; fatty acid elongation, polyunsaturated fatty acid; fatty acid elongation, monounsaturated fatty acid. Gene Ontology annotation, cellular component: endoplasmic reticulum; endoplasmic reticulum membrane. The record is from RefSeq and is a predicted model, not a curated record.
GUCCGCAGCCCCGGCAGCAGGGGCCGCUGUGAGAGCUGCGCUCGCACCGCCCGCCGCCGCCCUCGGCUCCCGCGCGCGCUGCUCGCCCCUCGGCGCGAUCUUAAGCUCAUUUCUGCACUGUUUUACCGAAGAACCCAUUAAAAGAGCUGGUGAAUCUUGUGGAAAAUGGCGUUCAGUGAUCUUACAUCGAGGACUGUGCGUUUUUAUGAUAAUUGGAUCAAAGAUGCUGAUCCAAGAGUUGAAGACUAUCUCCUCAUGUCCUCGCCUCUGCCACAAACCAUCAUCCUGGGGCUCUAUGUCUAUUUUGUUACGUCUCUGGGACCAAAGCUCAUGGAGAACCGGAAGCCCUUUGAACUCAAGAAAGCGAUGAUAACGUACAAUUUUUUCAUAGUACUGUUUUCUGUGUAUAUGUGUUAUGAGUUUGUGAUGUCUGGCUGGGGUACAGGUUACUCGUUUCGAUGUGACAUUGUUGACUAUUCUCAGUCGCCGAGAGCAAUGAGGAUGGUGCACACCUGCUGGCUUUACUACUUCUCCAAAUUCAUCGAGCUCUUAGACACUAUCUUUUUUGUUCUGCGUAAGAAAAACAGCCAAGUGACUUUCCUUCAUGUCUUCCAUCAUACGAUCAUGCCGUGGACCUGGUGGUUUGGAGUCAAAUUUGCUGCAGGUGGUCUGGGAACAUUCCAUGCCUUUUUAAAUACAGCUGUGCACGUGGUCAUGUAUUCCUACUACGGGCUAUGUGCAAUGGGACCAGCCUACCAGAAGUAUUUAUGGUGGAAAAAACAUUUGACAUCUUUGCAGCUUGUCCAGUUUGUUCUUGUCACUAUCCACAUAGGCCAGAUCUUCUUCAUGGAGGACUGCAAUUACCAGUACCCAGUUUUUCUGUAUAUCAUCAUGAGUUACGGAUGCAUCUUCCUGCUGCUCUUUCUCCACUUUUGGUACCGUGCUUACACCAAGGGUCAGAGGUUGCCCAAAACUAUAGAAAAUGGGAAUUGCAAAAGCAAGCGCCACUAAAAUACAGACACAACCUGGAUUUACAAUGGAGACUGACAUCUUGCCUUCCUUGACAAUCAAGACAUACUUGCCUAUGCAGUGCAUUUUGUAUAUUUUUCAAAACCAAGAGCUUGUAUUUUUAUGAUAAGUUAUUUGGGUUUCUGAUCUCUGAGAGUCCAAAGCUCCCAGAUAAGUCUUCUCAGUGGAAGAGCCUGGAACAGCCAGGAGGUUUCAUGUUGCCUUUCAAACCAAUCAGAGGUCUUAAUAACAUCUUGCUACAUCAAGAGGAGGAUAUGAAGUAAUGUAGUGCUCUUCUAGGAACUCCAGAAAUGAUGACAAAUACUAGCUAUUUUGAACAUGGACAGAGGUCCACAGAGUACGAUAGAUUCCUCCUGCUUGAUGUGGGAACCCCUGAUGCUGGGUUCUGUCUGUCACUCAUCCCUUAUGUUCAGACAACAUUACAUUCGUUCUAGGGCUCAGUUCUAAAGUGCUAACACAAGUGAAGCCUAAGUGGAUUCUUGAUAAGCUCUCAUUCUAAAUUUGUUAAUGGUAAGUUUGAAUGGUCUUCUGAGUCAUUGCCACAAGAUCUGCCCAUAAGACUUCCUCCCAACACAUGUACAAGCUCUUAGAGGCUGUGAUGCUUUGGUAUCUGCACUGAUGCCUUUGAGCCCAAGGUGGAGGUAACUUUAUGUUGCAAACAAGAUGAUUUGUCUCAACGGUUAAUGAACGCUUUGCUAAUGACGAUUCUACAAUUAACUUCUGUGCAUAUCUGAAAAGAGGGAUGUGUGAAUUAAAAAAAAAAGAAUACACUGUGGGAUUCAAUGGGGAACGGUAUAAUCUGUCAUAGUAUAAUGCCACUCUCUGAUAUAUCCUGGUUUAAGGGAUUGUUUUGCCAAAGUAUGUGUUGGUUAGAUAUUUAAGUGUUCAUGUGAUUGGCUUACCUCAGAUGCUUCUGAAUCACAUAUUAAUUUUUGAAUAUCUACUAUGCAAAUGGCUUAUGAAGCAACCAGAGUUGAGUGGUGCUGAGUAUCAGAGGCAAGAUUUGGUUAACAAAUAAACAAGGGGUGUUAGGUCCUGAGAGAUAAAGACACUGAAUUAUGAUUGUGUGUGUGUGUAUAUAUAUAUAUAUAUAUAUAGUGUUGUGGAUACACUGCAUGAAGAGCUAUUUUCCAGAAUCAUGAAUUAACAGGAUUUCCAUUUCUUCAGACCUAUAAGCCAUAUUGUGAAGGGCUGAGAUUCAUGUGGCAUUCCCUACCCCCACCCCCUUUAAAAAUGCUACUUUCUAGAAUUUCCUUCUUCUUCCCAGUGAACCAGAACAACUUAGCAAUACUUGGACGCUUGUGAAGAUGUCAAUAUUAUUUCCUUUUCCUCUUCGAAGAACUUUUCAAAAUCAGUACGCCUUGGUCAUGUGCGCCACACAACAUUGCUCAUUUUACAAUAAAGCCUGAGUCCUCAUUGACCAUAAA